Molecule: messenger RNA, 831 nt
Organism: Eruca vesicaria subsp. sativa (arugula)
Lineage: Eukaryota; Viridiplantae; Streptophyta; Magnoliopsida; Brassicales; Brassicaceae
Source: the annotation of a GenBank genome assembly
CAGCAUUCUCUUUAUUAUAAUCGAUCAUUCCUCCUCCUCCUCCUCGUCUAUUAACUGCAAAAUACAUAUAUUCCGUAUUAAAAUUUUCAAAGGUUGUUGUUGUUCAUACGCCCCUUCUCUUCUGUUCUGUUUUGGUUUUGGUUUUGGAUCAUUCUUGGUUUUGGUUUGCUUGUGGGGAAGAAAUGAAAGAAAACACGGGAAACCCUCUCCAUCUCAAGUCGUUGAACCACAUAUCUCUUCUAUGUCGAUCCGUGGAGGAAUCCAUGAACUUUUACCAGCACGUUUUAGGUUUUCUCCCAAUCCGGAGACCUGGCUCUUUUGAUUUCGAUGGCGCCUGGUUGUUUGGUCAUGGAGUUGGAAUUCAUCUUCUGCAGUCUACAGAGCCUGAGAAAUUACUCAAGAAAACUGAGAUCAAUCCCAAGGAUAAUCACAUUUCUUUCCAGUGCGAGAACAUGGGGGCGGUAGAGAAAAAGCUCAAGGAAAUGGGAAUAGAGUAUGUGAGAGCAGUGGUGGAAGAAGGUGGAAUCCAAGUCGACCAACUCUUCUUCCACGAUCCUGAUGGUUUCAUGAUUGAGAUUUGCAACUGCGAUAGCCUCCCCGUCGUGCCUCUCGCUGGAGAGAUGGCUCGUUCAUGCUCUCGUGUCAAUAUCCACCAGCUCGUCCAGCCACCGCAGAUCCAACCCUAGACUCUUUUGACCUCCCUCCCUUUAAUCUCUUUGGUCAAUCAUAUGUUAAUAACUUGCGUGUAUCAUUUAAAUUUGUCUCUUUCAUUUGUGUGUUAAUUAAUAUUUGCGUGUAAUAAGACUCUGAGGUCGAUGUGAUUCUUUUAGC